AUGAUUUCCCGUUCCCGGCACACGCGGGACCUGAGCGACAUGGACGACCCCGUCAAGCUCACGAGCGCGGCCCCCGGAGCCCCACCGCUGACAAGACCCCCACAGCCCGGACGCCUCGUUCGAGCCUCCCAACCCAGCGAGGCAGUACUACCGCGGCGGCAACAACUUGUAUUCUCGCCGGGGCCGCCACCGCCCUGUUCACCCGAAGCCCGCUCUGGCGGCUCCUUCUUCUGGGGCACCCUCUCGCUCUUCCACUUUCUCGAGUUCUGGACCACGGCCGCCUACAACACCCCCGUCGCCGACGUUAGCUCCUUUCUCCUAACCGCUAAUUGGCCGGCCUACCCCAUCGCGCACACCGCCGCUUCCCUCGAGUGCCUCCUCACCAACUACUUUUGGCCCGACCGUGCCUGGGCGCCCCUUGGCACCGGACCCGCCCUCGUCGCCCUCGGCAUCGUGCUCGUCGUCGGCGGCCAGGCUAUCCGCGCCGGCGCCAUGAUCCAGUGUGGCGAGAGCUUCAACCACAUCGUCCAGCACAGCAAGAAGUCGUCCCACGCCCUCAUCACCACGGGCCUCUACUCCGUCUUCCGCCACCCCGCCCUCGUCAUGUGGAGGUUCUUCUAUGGCAGGAUCGCGAACGAGGAGCUCUUCCUGACCAAGUUCUUUGGCGACGAGUACGUUCAGCAUCAGAAGAACACGGGGAUCUGGAUUCCGUUUGUCGGGUGA
This is a messenger RNA of Parascedosporium putredinis, 723 nucleotides long. Lineage: Eukaryota; Fungi; Ascomycota; Sordariomycetes; Microascales; Microascaceae. The record is from the annotation of a GenBank genome assembly.